This is a messenger RNA of Clunio marinus, 1788 nucleotides long. The record is from the annotation of a GenBank genome assembly. Lineage: Eukaryota; Metazoa; Arthropoda; Insecta; Diptera; Chironomidae.
AUGUAAUAAAUUACUACCUAGCAUAUUUAUGUAAUGCAAUGUUUUGAGAAUCUUCGAAUAGUUAGUUAAUGUUUUUAGCAUAAAACUGUCAAACUAGUAUACAUUUUUGCGGAAAGAAUUAUUUUAUUAAUAAUUUACUUCCAACCGAGACAAGUAACAAAAAAUGUUAAACGCUACUUAAGCACAAAUUAUUUCGCAAACUAUUCUUGACUAAAACUGACGUAAAAAUUUACUAUCGUUCGAUCCUCAAACUGUUACGAGGAAAAUAAUUAUUUAAGUAAGAAUGAUAGAAGGAUAUGGAGCUGUGACUCAGGCUUUGCUGGGAACUUUGUUAACAUGGGGAUUGACUGCUGCUGGUGCUGGUUUAGUUGUGUUUUUAAGAGGCAAUCAUAGAAAGACGCUUGAUGCGUCACUAGGAUUUUCAGCUGGUGUGAUGAUUGCUGCCAGUUUCUGGUCACUUUUAGCACCUGCCAUAGAAUUAGCUGAAUCCUCAGGGCAUUAUGGAAGUGAUGGAAGAUUUGCUUUUAUACCAGUUGCUGUUGGUUUCUUAUUUGGAGCAAUUUUUGUAUAUGCAACAGAUAAAGUUAUAACUUAUCUUGGCAUAGACUCAGCAUCGAUGAUGAUACAAUUAACUCAAUCAAAUAAAGAUAAAGCAACAAUUGCCAUGGAUGAAUGUGCUUUGGAACAUGGAAAGACACCAAUGAUGGUUGGUGUAUUAAAUGAACAUUCAAUGACUGUUGGGAUGGACAGCUUCGCUGAUUGUCUCAAUGAUCAACACACAAGUCACACAAGAAAGCGAAGAAAGAAGGAUAAACAUCCAACAGAACAAGAAACUUAUGAAAAUAAUGCACAAAAUGAUCUUCAAAAUCGUGUGACACAUUGGAAGAGAAUAAUUCUCUUGAUCACUGCAAUUACAAUUCAUAACAUUCCGGAGGGUCUCGCUGUUGGUGUGAGCUUUGGAGCGAUUGGUUCAACAUCAAAAGCAACCUUCGAAGCAGCACGUAAUCUUGCAAUUGGUAUUGGAAUUCAGAAUUUUCCUGAAGGUUUAGCGGUUUCACUUCCCCUUCAUGCGAGUGGAUUUUCACUUGCGAAAAGUUUCUGGUAUGGACAAUUGAGUGGAAUGGUGGAACCGAUUUUUGGUGUCUUAGGCGCACUUGCUGUUUCAAUAGCCACGAUGAUUCUCCCAUUUGGCUUAUCAUUUGCUGCUGGUGCAAUGAUCUUCAUCGUUGCUGAUGAUAUUCUGCCAGAAGCGCAUUCAAGUGGAAAUGGCAUGUUGAGCACAUGGGGAUGCAUUAUCGGUUUCAUUGUUAUGAUGUGCCUUGAUGUUGGAUUAUCAUAAAACUUUUUUGUAUCUCCACUCACACAAACUUCUAACUGGACAUAAUUCAUCAUCUUUCCAAAGAUGUUAAAUUCGACACAGAAAUUAAGUUUUUUAUAUUAUUAUUUUUGACAACCAACAGAACUUUGUUCUUCGUACUUAAAAGAUUGUAGAUUGGAAAUUGUGAUGAUGAAUCAAAUUCCAGGAAUAUUUUUGUACUAACAAAUCAGUUGAUCAAUGAAUGAUAAAAAGAGAUUCAUCAAAGUAAAAUAAUAGAAGCUGCUAGAGCUGCCAUUGCUUUUACUUAAUUAAUUACAAUUCUUCUUCUUCUUAUCAUAUUUUCUAAUUUUCCUACUUAUAGGUUCAAAUUCCUAAAAACUUAAAAUCAUAUUAAAAAAACUAUUUUAUUUAGAAAUUAUGUGAUAAUAAAGAAAAGGAAAUAAAACCAAAUAAAAAGAAGUUUUCUGUUA